AUGUGGUCGCUACGCUUCAUUUCUGCUCAGGCCCUGGUGUCGCAGCCCCGGGUGGCCCGGCAGAGCCUGGAGGGUGUGGCCCACAACCUCUACCCGCUCCUGUUCAAAGCCAGCUACCUGCUGGAGCAGGCAGAGGUGAUCCGCGUUCUGCUGGAGUGCUGGCCGCUGGAGGAGUGCCGGCUGGGCGCCCUGCUGGGGCCGAGCACAGACCACCCUGACGACCUACGGGACCGGGCCUGCAGGGCCUGCCUGGAGGCCUGUGUGCGGGGCCUUGCGGACCACGUGCUCCGGGAUGGGGGCCAGCGGCGACUGCGGGUGGCCGACCUCACAGGCGUCCGAGAUGUGCAGGUGCAGCGGUGCCCCUGCGGGAGGGCGCUGGGCAGGUGGGGCCGCACCGAGCUGCUGGCCAGGACCUGCUGUGAGCUGCAGGCAGAGCCCCGUGGGGCCCGGCACCCCAUCGAGGUCCUCACAGACCUCUUUGUCACCAAGGGCAACUUCGAGGUGGUGGUGCGGGCCCUGGGCCCACCGCGGCCCGCCCCACUGCGAGUGCACUGCCUCUCCUUCCGGGCGGACAGCCUGGGCCCCAGCCAGCUCCUGCACGUGCUGCGUCUGGCUGGGCCGGGCGAGCUGCGCAGGCUGGAUGUGGUGCAUAACGUGCGGCUGCAUGCUGGCCACGUGCAGCAGCUGCUGGCCCAGGUGGGCUUCCCCCGGCUCAUCUCGCUCACCCUGCCCGCCAAGGCCUUCGACGUGCCCCCCGCCUGCACCCUCGCCCCUAGUGGUGAGGAUCCCUUCCUCACCUCCAUCGCCUGGGAGCUUAGCCAGAUGACCCAGCUCACAGAGCUGAGCGUGGCCUUCUCCACACUGACUGGGAAGAUCCAGAUACUGCUCGGCCCCCUAAGGACCCCGCUGAGAGUGCUGGACCUGGCCCACUGCUCCCUGAACCACGCAGACAUGGCCUUCUUGGCCAACAGCACCCAUGCCGCCCACCUGGAGGUGCUGGACCUCAGUGGGCACAGCUUGGUCAGCCUGUUCCCCUCCACCUUCUUCAGGCUGCUGGGCCAGGCUGCCCAGACACUGAGGGUCCUCACCCUGGAGGAGUGCAGCAUCGAAGACGGCCAUGUGAGCACGCUGAUCCUAGCCCUGAGCCCAUGCUGCGAGCUCCGCGAGCUCCGGUUCCUGGGGAACCCGCUGUCGGCCCGCGCCCUGAGGCGCCUCUUCGCGGCUCUCGGCGAGCUCCCCAAGCUGCAGUGUGUGGAGUUUCCGGUGCCCAAGGACUGCUUCCCCGAGGGUGCCGCCUACCCCCAGGACGAGCUGGCCAUGUCCAAAUUCGACCAGCAGAAAUAUGACGUGAUUGCCGAGGACCUGCGUGCGGUGCUGCUGCGGGCCGGCCGGGACGACAUCCAGGUCUCCACGCCCCUCUUUGGAAGUUUCGACCCAGACAUUCAAGAAACAAGCGAUGAACUUGGAACUUUCUUGUUGCAAGCUUUCAAAACUGCUCUAGAAAACUUUUCCAGAGCCCUGAAACAAAUAGAGUAG
Messenger RNA from Diceros bicornis minor, 1536 nucleotides. RefSeq names its product leucine rich repeat containing 14B (gene LRRC14B). The transcript is spliced from 2 exons. NCBI's taxonomy places the organism in Eukaryota, Metazoa, Chordata, Mammalia, Perissodactyla, Rhinocerotidae. Bases 1 to 1536 code for a protein of 511 amino acids. Gene Ontology annotation, cellular component: cytoplasm. The record is from RefSeq and is a predicted model, not a curated record.